CGCAUACAGCCGUGUCAGUGCGACGGCGGUGCACCUUUUUUCCUCUGCUGUUCCACACACACACACACACACACAGUUCCACACGCACCAACACCCAUUCACCGCGACCACCAGCCAGCCGGAUAGUUGUCGACGAUGGAGCUUGAGCUGCCGACCGUGAGCGCGGAGACGCGCGUGGAGCUGGAUGUUGGAGGCGUGGUGUACCGCACCACGGUGCCAACGCUGACAACAGGCAGGGCCGAUGGGAGCCGAUUCGCAGCCACGUUUUCCAAGGAGGCUGCGGUGUACUCUGCCACGGGCGGGUACGCGUUCUUCAUCGACCGAGACGGUGCCGCCUUCGAGCAUGUGCUGCACUGGCUACGCACCGGCGUUGUGCGUGGCGCCGUCGCAGAACACCACAGCAUGCGUGAGCGCGUGCAAGCCGAGGCAGAGUUUUUCAACCUGCCGGCGUUGACCGAAGCACUGGAGCAGCUGCGGCGGAAGCCACCACAGCUGUCCCAGACCCAGUUCAUGCAACUGUACAACAGCGGCUUGGGCCAAUCGUGCUCCACGACGAGCAUCGUCUUCAACGGCCUCAACCUCUCUGGGUUGGACCUGGGUGACCUUGACUUGCGCGGCUGCAGUUUCGUGCGCUGCGACCUCACCAACACAAACCUGGGCAACAGCAACCUUUCCCAGGCCAAGCUUGUCGAGGCAACCCUCACCAAUGCCACCCUCGCGGGCGCUUGUCUCGCCCACUCCAACCUUUCAAAGUGCAACCUCCGUGGCACUGACCUCCGAGGCGUCGAUCUGACGCAUGCCGACAUGCGCGACUGCCAGCUGCAACGGGCAGACCUUCGAGACGCAACAGUGAAGAGCGCCAUCAUGCACGGCGCGGACCUGACCGGUGCCCGUGUGAGCAAUGCCACCCUCAACUUUGGCAGCUGCAGCGCGUGCAAGAAAAAGAAUACGAUGGAAAUGCACAUGCAGAGGCAGCCACAGCAGCAGCAGCAGCAGCCGGGCCUUCAUGGCGCAACGCUUGUUGAUGCAGAUUUGAGUUUUUCCACAAUCAUCGAUGGCGACUUUGCCAACGCAAACCUGACAGGUGCAAACCUCAGCGCUGCGACGCUUCGGCAGUGCACGCUCAAAGCCGCCAACUUAACACGCGCACGACUGACCGGCGCAAGUGUCCAGCAGUCCACCAUGACCGCGUGCACCUUCACGGACGCAGACCUCACGAGCGCCACCGUGAGGCAGUCAGACAUGACGGGUGCCGUCUUGCAGAACGCCGUGUUUACCAACGCUACAUUCCCCAACACGAAGCUCUGCGCCUGCGACCUCACCAACACCGAUCUCUCUUCCUUCAGCCUCAAAGAAGCGGAUCUGUCGCGUGCACUGCUGCCUCCCGUGUGCGCCGACAUCAACUUCAGCGACUGCACGCUCGCUGGGUGCGACGUCAGCGGGUUUGACAUGAGCAACUGCAACUUCGAGCGCGCGCGCCUGGACGACGCCGUCAUGGUGGGAACCAUUAUGACACACGUCGACCUCCGCAGGGCUUCCUGCGCACGUGCAGACAUGCGUGACGCCAAUCUCUCCCACGCGACCAUGGGCGACGCAACCUUCACCAACGCUGACAUGACAGGUGCAGACCUGAGCGGCGCCGUGCUGCUGUCACCAAACGCGCGUGCGUCCAAGGGUACAGUUGAGGAUGCAUUUGAGAGCGCGUUCCCGACCCAGGAGAAGGGCGCUUUUAAGGGUGCAGUGUUGCGGGCGGUGCUGCUGCAAGGCGCCGAUUUGCAGCACAUCAACUUCAACCGCUGCGACCUCACAGGCGCAAACCUGAGCAAGGCGAACAUGCACGGUGCAAAUCUGUGCAGGGCCAACCUGACACGCGCCAACCUAACAGGUGCCACUCUCACGCACGCGUACAUGAAAAUGGCGGUGGCGACAGAGGCGGACAUGUCCGCAGCCGCGCUCGACCACGCCGACAUGCACGCGUGCAAUCUCGAGGGCGCUGUGCUCAGCGGCGCAAGCAUCAAGGCCGCCAAGCUGACCAGCGCAAAGCUGAACGGUGCGGAUUUGACCGCGUGCAAUUUGGAGCAGGCAGCGCUGUCUGGCGCCAACCUGACGCGCGCCAACCUGACCGGUGCCACCGUGUCGCGUGUGAAGAUCAGCGCCAAGACGGUCGUGGACGAGGCACAGCUGCCGGACGAGUGGCCGAAGGCGCCGACGAUGAAGUCGUCCAAGCAUGGACGGCGCGACAAGUAUGGUGAUACCUGGUACUUGGAUGGCCCACCGCCAUAUUCGGCGUUUAACACACAUGACAACGGCGUGCGCAACGUGCCAAGUUUUCGUGGAUUAAACUGAUGGCACCGCGUGUGUGCGAGUGUGGUGCGUGUUUGCCUGUGUGCGUCUGAAUCUCUAUGUGUUCGCGUGCGUUGUUUGCGUGUUUUCAUCUUCAUGUGUUUGCGUGUGCAAUGUGCAUAGCUGUGCUGCCUACUGUUCCUGACCACACACGAUUCUUUCUGCGUGAUAAACAUCGU
Molecule: messenger RNA, 2522 nt
Organism: Salpingoeca rosetta
Lineage: Eukaryota; Choanoflagellata; Craspedida; Salpingoecidae
Product: pentapeptide repeat protein
Exons: 5
Coding region: 136-2346 (736 amino acids)
Biological process (GO): protein homooligomerization
Molecular function (GO): protein binding
Source: RefSeq, a predicted model, not a curated record